Paramecium octaurelia is the source of this 725-nucleotide messenger RNA. Lineage: Eukaryota; Ciliophora; Oligohymenophorea; Peniculida; Parameciidae. The record is from the annotation of a GenBank genome assembly.
AUGUUUCUGAAACAAGUAAAACAUUUGAUUUAAGUUUCAGGUAUUCUCAGGAGUGUAAAGAGAUGAGGAAUUCCUUAAAAUUCUAACAAGAACAAUUUUUACUACCUUGUCAAGCCUAUGAAUAGAAAGGAUUGAACACUUUAUUAAAUAUUUUUCAUACCUAAUCAUUUUUAGAUUGGAUGAAUUAAUAUACAACGUAUUUUAGAAAAUGGGAAACGAAAAAGAUCAUGGGAAAAUGAAUAUGCUAAUUCAAUUCCUAUUUGAUAUUGAGAAAAUUCAAACACACAUUAAACCUCUUUGGAUUGAAAUAUAUGAUCCUCAAUAUAUUUAAGAUACUGUUAUUGGAAUCCUUGAAUAACACUUUCCCAUGAUGAAAGAUUUAUUAAGUUCUUUAUGUUCAAGAGCAACAAGCAGGUAAAGUGAAUUGGUGGACGAGAAUGAAAGACCUCAACCAGCUAUAAAAAUAACCAACAACAACAAUACCAUUAAAUUGAGUGAAACCAAAAGAAACCUGAACCCCCUCCUCCUCCAAACCUGAAUAAUACAAAGGUUAACCUGUUCCAACCUAUUUAAACAAAAGAUCCCUAUCAUAGGUUGAGGAGGAGAAUAAAAAAAGCCUAGAAAAAUCGAAGAAGCAAGUUUAACGUACUUAUAAAAAGCCAAAUAAUUUGAAUAUAAAAUAGAUCAGAGACCAUCCAAUUAUGAAACAGUCAAAAAGAGGUUGA